GGUUCUCGAAUCGCCUCUGUCCGGAAAAUCGAGUUGGAAAUAUGGAAAUGCAUACUAACAAUGAUAAAGAAGGCUACUCGGACACAGUUCUCUACCAUGUCUUGUCAAAGAAAAAGGAACUUAGGAGGCGACUUCCCUGGUACUAUGCACCCUCAUUUCUUUUACUUUGGGUAGUGUUAUUCUUUGCAGUCGUACUACCACUCUUUUACCGGCUACCAAAUCGGUUAACCCUUGCGGACGAACCACUUCAGCCGGGAGAAUUCGUGGCUGAGAGAGCGCAGAAAGUACUCUACGAGUUGGAUCGUAUCGGACCCAAAGUGGUUGGGAGUUUUGCGAAUGAGGUAACAACGGUUGCAUUUCUCUUAAGUGAGGUGGAAAAGGUACGGCAAGAAAUGCGCAGCGAUCUCUUUGAUUUGGAUGUGGAUGUCCAGCGGCCAAGUGGUUCCUAUGUAGUGGGAACUAUGACCAGUAUAUAUCAGGGCAUUCAGAAUGUGGUUGUAAAGCUAAGCUCUAAGAGUUCCAAUAGCUCAUCUUAUCUCCUGAUCAACAGUCAUUUUGACACAAAGCCAGGAAGUCCAGGAGCUGGCGAUGAUGGAACUAUGGUGGUAGUCAUGUUGGAGGUUCUUCGUCAAAUGUCUAUUUCCGAAAGUAGAUUUAUCCAUCCUUUAGUCUUUUUGUUCAAUGGCGCAGAGGAGAAUCCUUUGCAAGCCUCUCAUGGCUUUAUAACGCAGCAUAAAUGGGCUGCGAAUUGCAAGGCAGUUAUAAAUUUGGAAGUGGGCGGUAGCGGUGGUCGAGAUAUUCUCUUUCAAAGUGGUCCCAAUAAUCCCUGGUUAGUAAAGUAUUACAAAAAGUACUCAAAACAUCCGUUUGCUUCUACAUUGGCUGAAGAGAUCUUUCAAUUUGGAAUCCUGCCCUCCGAUACAGAUUUCCGUAUAUUUCGAGAUUAUGGUAACAUUCCUGGUCUUGACAUUGCCCAGUUCAGCAACGGAUACGUAUAUCACACCAAAUUUGACAGUUUCGAUAUAGUUCCAGGACGUUCGGUGCAGAGCACAGGAGAAAAUAUUCUAUCCCUAGUUCGGGCUUUGGCAAAUGCAAGUGAAUUGAAUAAUACUGAGGCAUAUAGUGCAGGACACUCCGUCUUUUUUGAUUUUCUUGGUCUUUUCUUUGUGACCUACACGGAAAAGGCUGGCAUCAUCUUGAACUAUUGCUUUGCAGUGAUAAGUCUUAUCCUCGUUGGCUUUUCACUGUGGAAAAUGACUUCUGUAUCUGAAGUUUCGGUAGGAAAAAUAUCGAUUUUGUUUGUGAUAACUUUAGGACUUCAUCUUCUUGGGUGCCUUCUGUGCAUUGCCCUACCUCUGUUAAUGGCUGUUUUAUACGACAUCGGUGAUCGAACACUGACCUAUUACAGUAAUAACUGGUUGGUAAUUGGUCUUUACAUAUGUCCGGCCAUCAUAGGAUUGGUACUUCCUUCGACGCUAUACCUCUCGUUCAAGCCGAAUAAAAAGUUGAGCCAUUCCCACCAGAUCUAUAUGGGUUUACAUGCUCAUUGCGUAGUCCUGUCAUUUCUAGCCAUUGUUCUGACUGCCAUUGGUCUGCGAAUUCCCUAUAUGUGUUUGAUUUCUCUAGUAUUAUACUUGGUUUCCCUAAUCAUUAAUAUGUUAAGUACUUUACAUGACCGAGGAUACUACUGGGUAUUACCAGUUCAGCUAAUCCAACUUUUUCAGUUCGUGUACUUCAGCUACCUUUUCUACAUAUUCCUUGUAAUAUUCUUUCCCGCCAUGGGAAGAAAUCGUGACUCUUCUAAUCCUGAUAUGCUAAUAGCUCUGAUAUGCGCUGUGGGAACUUUCUUUGCCCUGGGUUUUGUGGUUCCUUUGAUAAACAUGUUCCGAUGGUCUACGAUUUUAUUGAUUGGCCUAGGCGUGGUGACCUUUGUAUUCAGCAUGAUUUCUGUUUCGCAAGUGGGAUUUCCUUAUCGCCCCAAGACAAGUGUGAUGCGGGUUAACUUUUUGCAAACACGUCGAAUGUUUUACGAAUAUGAUGGUAGUCUUGCCGUUGAUGAUUCCGGUUACUAUUUCGACUACCAGGAUAGACGAGCCCUUCGCCCACUUAAGGACUACGCCGUAAACUUAACCGGACUAACAUCUAUAGAUGCUUAUUGCGAUAAGUAUGUGAUGUGUGGAAUUCCCUGCUUCUGGAGUAGCUGGUGUAGGGGUCUGUCUAGUGCUGCUUGGCUACCUCGCGAUAAGGAAGUGGAUAUACCCGGAACAUUGGAGCUCAUACUGCUGAAUAAAACUCUUUCGGAGAAUGGAAGAUCUGUGAGAUACGAAUUCGAACUAGCUGGUCCACCACACAUGGGUCUGUAUAUACGACCGCUGGAUGGAGUAGCAGUAGAGGAUUGGUCCUUUAUAAGGACGAUGCUGGAUAAGCCUGAAAAAUACUCACCGCCCUACCAAAUAUAUUUUUCUUAUGGUGUGGACGAUACUCCAUUUAAAUUUCAUAUUGAUUUUACGAAAUCCGAUGAUAAUUUCAAUGGACCAAUAUUCGAGCUGGGAGUCGUUGGGCACUAUGUAAACGGGGAUUUCCAGAGAGAUAAAACUACCCUUCAGUUCAUAGCGGAUUUACCAGAAUUUGUUUACACUAUGGAAUGGCCAUCUCUGUUUAUAAGAUAUAUCUUUUAAGAUCCACUUCCUUUAAGCCUAUUAAGUUUUGCAUCUAUUAUAUUUUUGACAUUCCAAGUGCUGCGAUAGUGCAUACGAUAAGGAAGUGG
Molecule: messenger RNA, 2767 nt
Organism: Drosophila eugracilis
Lineage: Eukaryota; Metazoa; Arthropoda; Insecta; Diptera; Drosophilidae
Product: endoplasmic reticulum metallopeptidase 1
Exons: 12
Coding region: 42-2678 (878 amino acids)
Biological process (GO): proteolysis
Molecular function (GO): metalloexopeptidase activity
Source: RefSeq, a predicted model, not a curated record